ACCUGAAUUAGUUCCGCCAUUGGAGUGUCAGACACAGCUCCGUUCUUACAGCGUCCAGCUCUUCGAUUGCUCUGCGCGAUCAUGGCAACUCUACCAGACGAGGCCGUCAAACUUGAGGCUAUGCGAAAAGAAGACUCGUCUUGGCACCCUAGCGUGGUCUCUUUGAGUUCAGAUACGUCUACUGGAGUUGGUCUUAUUGUAAGCUUUGGAAGUCAAGAUCCGGAAGACAUCAUAUUCACUGAGGAAGAAGCUCUGAGACGUAUUCGUUUCCGUUCCAUUCCUCUUCGAGGUGAUGAUUGUACUCAUAUUAAAGAAGGAGAACCUGUUCUUGCUGCUCAUAGGACAAGAUUCAGGAGUCUCUUCUUUGAUGCCAAGGUUGAAAAGGCAUGUAGGGUAAGGCACUCAAAGAAGGUAUACUGUAGAUGCACUUUUGAGAUCAAAUGGCUACCUCCUCAGUUUAAAGGAGAAAUAGCAACUGUCUCAUCUAGUGCAAUCAUGAGACUGGAUAGAAACAGCAUUGACACCUAUCCAGCAGUUGCUGCAUUCUUGAACUCAGUAAAAGCCAAAAAUGGUUCAGGUGCAUCUACAUUUCUGUCCCUUUUUGAAGACAUGAAUUGUGAUAUGAACCUUGAUGGAUUGCUGGAAAAGCAAAUGGAGGAGAUUAACCAUUUAGUUGGUAUGUCUAAAAAGGGAUGUCCGGAAGAGAUUCUGUUGGGACAUGAAAGAGAUUAUCCUAGAGGAUCAAUACAGUGCAAAUUUGUUACUGAAUCACAUCUCAACUUUCAGGAUGUUCAAGUUCCCCAUGACCUAAAAAAUUUGAGAAGGUCCACUAGAAGCCAGAGCAAACUAAAGAUAGAGAUUGAGGGCAAUAAUUCAUCCCUUGUUCAGUCCAUUCCAGUGGAUGCUUUUGGGAACAGGUCCCAUCUCAGUCCUCUAGCUGCUCGUGCAGCCCUGGCUUCACUAGUAUACCAAUUGCCCCAAAAGCCAUUGUCUGUCAGCUGCAUGGAGAAGGAAGACUUCACUAAUGUUUCUGAAAAAACUCCUGAGAAGCAUGUUAAUAUGGUGUCUAUGAAUGUAAAUAAUGUGGUCAUUAAUCCUGAUGUCUGUAUCAUAGAAAAUGUAUCCAUGGCGGGUGGGUUUUCAGAUGUAGAAGCUCGUGCAGAUCGAGUUAUUCCAAAACCUGCAAAGAAUGUAAGAUUACCCAAUUCUGGUAGAAGGAAUGGUUUGAACAAACCUCAGAUGGAGGAAUUUCCCGGAAUGCUGACAAAGCAAGUGAAGCAUGGAUAUGUGCUGGAUGACCUAGAAGAGAGUCUUACUUGUAAAGUAAGUGCACGGAAGCUUAAUUUCCAUGUCAAUAUGACUAGGUUGACUCGUUCAGGCAUCCAUGAAGUUAUGGGAGAUUCAAAUAAAGUUGAGGUGAAGUCCUCUGCAGAUGAUAUGAAGUCAAGUAGCCCGGCAACUACAAAAAGGUUGACUCGUUCAACAAUUGAGAAAGAAAAAGGGAAUUUAACCAUGAAAGUCAAACAAGACUUGCAAAAUGGGAAACCUACUCAAUAUGAACAGCCAGACUCCACUGAGAUUCCUGUUAAGCGGAAGAUCGGUGAAACCACAAAGAAGAAAUCAUGCUCUUCCCCCAUUGAUACUGAACUGGACUUAUCCCUGGUCCAAGAUAGUAAAAAGCAAAGGCGCUGCAGUGCUAUUGUGACUACUAAAAGAGAUGAAGGUAAACUUUCAACUGAUACUGGAGGUCAACAAGAUGAGAAGAAGAAACCCACAUAUUCUAAAAAGAAGCCUGACUUGCGGUUCUCCCACCGUCUUAGGUUCCUCCCUCGCACACGUUCACAAGUGAAGAAUAGAGCAGAUUAAGGAUGAACAAUGUAAUCGGGAUGUUCAACCACAUGAACUUUUGGUCCUUUUCCUGUGCACAGGUUAGUGCACCUUCACUUACAAUUAUUAAUCAAGGAUGAAUCCUUUUGACCCUGAUACUGAUCAUAAAAAGGUCAUUAAUCUGUUGAAUCUGACUGUUGACAGAGGUAAUUAUCAGGAACAGCCAUUUUUUUGUUAUGUACUGAUCCUCCAAGCAUGUAAGAAUGGCAAGUUUUUGGGAGGCCUUGUAUUGCACUAAGCAUCCUGUGUCACCAGACUCAAAAAUUUUGCCAUAAAAUUGUGUAAGCAUU
Messenger RNA from Nelumbo nucifera (sacred lotus), 2177 nucleotides. RefSeq lists its product as uncharacterized. The record is from RefSeq and is a predicted model, not a curated record. NCBI's taxonomy places the organism in Eukaryota, Viridiplantae, Streptophyta, Magnoliopsida, Proteales, Nelumbonaceae. Gene Ontology annotation, molecular function: chromatin binding.